AUGUUGGUAUCGAUCAAAGGCUUCAUCGUAACUUACACUGAUGUGUUCACUAUGAACGCUACAGUAAAAACAAAAGUUCAUUUUGAUAAUGUUCUGGACAAAUAUAAACAGAUGAUAUGUUGCAAGGCCAAAAUGUUUUGUCAUGCUUACGAAGAGAUUCAUGGUUGGAUCAAGGUGUCGUUGAAUGAUUAUGUACACUUGGCCAAAAAAGCAGUACAAAGGAAGUUUGAUAAGAGGAGCAUAGCAUUGGAGGAUCGAGUUGAAAGUUUAAAGGUAAAGUUAUUUAUAAAACUAAAAAACAUUUUUUGGCUGGACUUAAACAGACUAGGUGGAGCAAUGUGAAUUAAGUUUGCAAAAAGAGCAUUUUGUUCAGACAUCAAAUUUUCUCCGCCUUUUCAAAGAAAGCAGGGUAGGUAACAUCGAUUAACAGGGAAAGUAUCUUACCUGCCUCGCUCAGAAUUAGCUCAAAAUUUUUAUAUGAAUUCUUUGUGCCACCAAUAGUACCCAUAAAAAAAAUUUAGCUCGUGUUCUUUAGUUUUAAUUUUAAAUUAUUUGGGUUUCCCGCCAAUUUGGCAAAUUUGGCAUUGUGUUUCAAGCGCUUUUUCGGCUUUCCAGACAAGAUACGCUUCCAAAUUCAAAAAUGUAGGUUCAUUUAAAGGUUUUCUACUAGUAUAUCAAAGAAAAAUUAUUAAAGGUCAAAAAAUGACAAAGUCACAAGCUUGAAACACAAUGCCAACUCGGCGGGAAAUUCAAAACGUAAUUUUUUAAUAUUAAUUUUCUCGAGAUUCCAAUGAAAGCGCGAUUUAGUACUUUGCUAAAGAUUGUAUAUUUACAUGAUCUUUCUUUAUAAAAAGUUUGAAGUCAAUCAGAACGGGGCACGUCGGGCACUUUCCUUGUAAGCUAAAGCCAUUUUUAGAACUCUUUAAAACUGAAUGUGAAUUAAUUUUUAAAAUUUCCAUUUUAGUAUAUGGAAUCCUGCUGCACUAAAACCCUAAACUUCUGGAGAACUCAACCAAAUAGUUUUGUAAAAAAACUGACCACUGAAUAUUUUGAAGAAGUUUUUCUAGAAUCCACGACUAUGGUCUCAAAUUUGAAAGUCAUGAUUGAAACUGAAAGAGCUAUUGAUCAAAAAAAGAAGUGGACUAGUUUGAUUGUUGGAGCUUUUUUGGUCGAAGCUGUUUAUCUUUGCUGUCAAUAA
Bursaphelenchus okinawaensis is the source of this 1198-nucleotide messenger RNA. The record is from the annotation of a GenBank genome assembly. Lineage: Eukaryota; Metazoa; Nematoda; Chromadorea; Rhabditida; Aphelenchoididae.